Stegodyphus dumicola is the source of this 570-nucleotide messenger RNA. RefSeq lists its product as uncharacterized. Lineage: Eukaryota; Metazoa; Arthropoda; Arachnida; Araneae; Eresidae. The record is from RefSeq and is a predicted model, not a curated record.
AUGGCUCAUUCAAAACCAUUUCAGUCUAUUGAAGAAGCAUUGGUAUAUUUUUAUACAUUAUCAGAUGAUGAAGAGUGUAUUGAUAUUUGUCAACUGCCUCCAAAAGAAAGUGGAUAUGAUGAAAUAUCUCAAGAAAUUUCAUUCGAUCCUCAAGAACCUUCAUCUUCAAAGGGAAAGAAAAAUGUGAAGCGAAAACUAAAUGUGAAAGAGAAAAACAGUGAACAUCGGUGGGGGAAAAAUUUAAAUUUUAACAAAAUUCUAAAAACUGGCAGCAUUGAAAAUAUUUGCGAAGUGUUUCCUAAACUAGUUACUUUAUCUCCAGUUGAAGUUUUUCACAAAUUCCUAACUAGAGAAUAUUUGCUGCAUUUAGCAAAUAUGACAGGUCUUUACACAAUGCAGAAAGGAGAAGUUUUAGCAGUAGAUGAAAACGAUAUUGGACAGUUUUUUGAAUUACUGCUGUUUAGUGGGUAUCAUGGAGUACCCGGCGAAGAUUUAUACUGGAGCACUCAAGAAGAUUUAUCUGUCCUAGUAGUUUCUUCUGUAAUGCCAAGAAAUAGAUUUCGAAAAUGA